AUGUCGAUCUUGGACAACGUUUCGUAACACCGCUAUAUAAAGCCAAGUAGUUUCGACAAGUUUUAGUGCUAGUCGUAAACUUCCCCGGAAAUAGACCAACAAUGUCUCGAUUCGUUCUCGUUCUACUCGUCGCUCUGGCUAUAUUGUCUGCUGGUUCGUCUGCCCAGCAGUGCGGACUUAACGAGGAGUUCAAAUCAUGUGGAUCGUCAUGCGAACCUACUUGUGCCGUACCUAAGGCACAGGUCUGCACUUUGGAAUGUAAAACCGGCUGUCAGUGCAAGAAUGGAUUCCUGAGAAACAGCGAAAACGAAUGUGUCACACGUGAAAACUGCUAGCAUUGCCACCAGGAGCACGGAAACACGUUUCUACCGAGUUCUCAGCCUUCUACCAGUUCCUACCAAUUUGUACUAAAAAAUAAACUGUAUGAAAAUGUGAAUAAAUGAUCGUUGAAUUUUCUGUAA
Messenger RNA from Hylaeus volcanicus, 461 nucleotides. Its product is annotated as chymotrypsin inhibitor-like. Lineage: Eukaryota; Metazoa; Arthropoda; Insecta; Hymenoptera; Colletidae. The record is from RefSeq and is a predicted model, not a curated record. The transcript is spliced from 3 exons. Bases 102 to 335 code for a protein of 77 amino acids.